This is a messenger RNA of Gigantopelta aegis, 579 nucleotides long. RefSeq lists its product as uncharacterized. The transcript is spliced from 4 exons. Bases 33 to 344 code for a protein of 103 amino acids. The record is from RefSeq and is a predicted model, not a curated record. Lineage: Eukaryota; Metazoa; Mollusca; Gastropoda; Neomphalida; Peltospiridae.
CACAUUAUUUUAAUUCGGACCCAACAAGGACAAUGCUUCUGUUUGUUUUGAUUUUGACUGUUUGCGGCAUCUCGGUAAGAGGAGAGUGUCAGGGAGAUUUUAAUCAGCGAAUGUUAUCUUGCAAUCAGAUAAUUAGAAGACCUAUGCGUUUCUCCGACAUUGGUAACCUUGACCCCGAGGAAAAGCAGAGAGUCUGCACAAAUGCUCACGCAGCAAUGAUAUGUGCACUGGACAUAGUUAACGACUGCAUAGACUCCCCGCAGUUAAAAAAUGGGAGGCCAUUGGAAGCGAGGGCCAGUCUACAGAGCUCACUGCAACGUCUGUCGAAUGUCUGUGGUCCAUAGUGACAUUGAGGGACAGACGUAAUACAACAUGCCUUAUGGUUUUCGAUGCAAUUUCAACCUCCCCCCCAAAAAAAAACAAAAAACAAAUGGACCCACCUACCACGAUGAGAUUCACACAGAGGGAUAUAUGGAUAUAAAUCAAAUCUCCCACUGGUGUAGUAAUUCUGCUGUAAAAUCUACGAUAAAAACCAGUUACACUUUGGCUUUGUGAUUAAAAAACAGAAGAAUUCUUCAA